ACCAUGGCUCUUCAAUUCCAACAUGUAGACCCCAAUUUCUACAAGCUGGAUGAAAAUGAGAUCGAGGUGAUCCUUGAGGCUGAACAAGAGGCUGCUCCAGCAGCAGAAAAUGGCAACAUUGAAGGUUCUCUAAAUGGUCCAGAAAAACUAAAGAACCAGGGCAUCGCAGACCAUAAGGAUGAUGUGAUCCACUACAUUGGUGAUGACAUCAAAGAUGAGAGCCAUGGGAGCCACCAAGGGUCUGGACAUCCACAGUUGGAGAAGCAGGAGAACUUGGCUGCUGCCAGGGUUCCACAGUUCCGCCGCACAAGGCCACGGAUCCAGUUGGGUCUCACACCCAGACAGCUGAGUGAACUAGAAGAAGUUUUUGAACAAACUAAGUACCCUGAUGAGACCACAAGGAGGGCCCUUGCAAAGCGCUUGUUCCUGGGAGAAUCCAGAGUGCGGAGGUGGUUUAAGAGAAGAAGAGCCAAGUACAGGAAAACUCAGCAGUCUCAAAUGCUGAAGUGUGAAUCUGCUGAGAGGCCAAACACCUUGCAGUAAAGCUUUUGGAGGAAUCCUGAAGCA
This is a messenger RNA of Peromyscus leucopus (white-footed mouse), 567 nucleotides long. RefSeq names its product rhox homeobox family member 1-like. Gene Ontology annotation, molecular function: DNA-binding transcription factor activity, RNA polymerase II-specific; RNA polymerase II transcription regulatory region sequence-specific DNA binding. The coding region runs from base 4 to 543 and encodes 179 amino acids. Gene Ontology annotation, biological process: regulation of transcription by RNA polymerase II. NCBI's taxonomy places the organism in Eukaryota, Metazoa, Chordata, Mammalia, Rodentia, Cricetidae. The record is from RefSeq and is a predicted model, not a curated record. The transcript is spliced from 3 exons.